Molecule: messenger RNA, 1493 nt
Organism: Amborella trichopoda
Lineage: Eukaryota; Viridiplantae; Streptophyta; Magnoliopsida; Amborellales; Amborellaceae
Product: semialdehyde dehydrogenase family protein
Biological process (GO): L-threonine biosynthetic process
Molecular function (GO): aspartate-semialdehyde dehydrogenase (NADP+) activity; NADP binding; NAD binding
Source: RefSeq, a predicted model, not a curated record
GCUUUGAGCUAAACGACCAAAACUCUUUAACUUGCGUCUGCUCUCUCUCUCUAAACAGAGCAAAACAGAGAGAGAAUAGCGGGUCGCCAUGGCCACUCUGCAGCUUUUGCAGUCAUCUGUUUUAGCAAAGGGCGGCCAUUUCUCCUUCAGUGCAAGGAAGCAGCCUCCUUGGCCAUGGCGAGGAGGCGUGCGCAUGGGUUUGAGAGAAGAUGGACCCUCCGUUGCAGUAGUUGGAGUUACAGGCGCUGUGGGCCAAGAGUUUCUUCGCGUUCUAUCUGAUCGUGAUUUCCCUUAUCACUCAAUCAAAAUGCUCGCUAGUGCUCGCUCUGCUGGAAAGCCCCUGUCUUUUGAGGGGAGAGAAUACCUCAUUGAGGAGCUCAAAGAAUCUAGCUUCGAAGGUGUAGACAUUGCUCUCUUUAGUGCUGGUGGAUCCAUAAGUAAAAAAUUUGGGCCAAUAGCUGUACACCUAGGAUCGGUCGUGGUUGAUAAUAGCUCUGCCUUUCGAAUGGAUGAGGGGGUUCCACUAGUCAUUCCCGAGGUCAACCCAGAAGCAAUGGCUCACAUAAAACUUGGUUCAGGAAAAGGAGCACUUAUAGCAAAUCCAAAUUGCUCGACAAUUAUAUGCUUAAUGGCUGCAACCCCUCUUCAUCGGCAUGCCAAGGUAUUGCGUAUGGUCGUUAGCACGUAUCAGGCUGCCAGUGGUGCUGGUGCUGCUGCAAUGGAGGAGCUUGAACAGCAGACUCGGGAGGUCUUGGAGGGUAAGAAACCAACGUGUAAAAUUUUCAACCAACAGUAUGCAUUCAACCUGUUUUCACACAAUGCGCCGAUAGUUUCCAAUGGCUAUAAUGAGGAGGAAAUGAAAUUGGUAAAAGAGACUAGAAAAAUCUGGAAUGACCCAAAUGUAAGGGUCACCGCCACUUGCAUUCGAGUUCCUGUAAUGCGUGCACAUGCUGAGAGUGUCAAUCUCCAAUUUGAGAAGCCACUGGAUGAGGACACAGCUAGGGAAAUUCUCAAAAAUGCUGCUGGUGUUGUAGUUAUUGACGAUCGAUCUUCCAAUCGCUUCCCUACACCACUAGAGGUAUCGAGCAAAGAUGAUGUUGCAGUGGGACGUAUACGCUCUGAUCUAUCCCAAACUGGAAAUCAUGGGUUGGACAUUUUUAUUUGCGGGGAUCAAAUACGAAAGGGAGCCGCCCUUAAUGCGAUACAGAUUGCAGAGAAAUUGUUGUAAUCCCUUUUGAAUUUUUUCUGAAAAUGCGCCACUGAAUGGUGCCCUUUUAUCUCCAGUUAGAGAGGGAGUAUUUAUUGAAAAAAGUUGAGAGAGAUAGAGCAGCUGUGAGGCCUCAUGAACGAGUUUUGGCGUGUCUUGCUUUCCACAUUAAUUGUAAAAUUACUGAUUCUUAAUUAUAUGUCCUAAGACUUUUAACUUCUCAAUUAUAUUUAUAUGUACUAAAACAUUUAACUUCUCAAUUAUAUCUAAUAAGACUUUUAACUCA